Messenger RNA from Fraxinus pennsylvanica, 765 nucleotides. The record is from the annotation of a GenBank genome assembly. Lineage: Eukaryota; Viridiplantae; Streptophyta; Magnoliopsida; Lamiales; Oleaceae.
AUGCUAGCCGUUUUUGAGAAAUCCAUCGGUAAACCUCCGCAAGAACUGUCUCUUCCGCUUGCGGGGAGCUCUGGCUUAAAAAAUACACGCCAAGAAAUUGCAGAAAUAUUCCGUUUAUGGAGGUCAGAUUCAACAUUUUACAACUUUCGAAACGGGAACUUCUUGGCUUUGUCUCAUGAAGAUCAAAAUCCAGUGCAUCCAAGGUCCAUUGUGGUUAUGGAUGAUAUUUUCUGCAUUUUCUCGGGGGCUUUGGAUAAUACUUGUGAUCUCCGACGAUAUUACGGCCUUUCGAGACAGGCAACGGAAGCCAUGAUAAUCAUAACGGUUUAUAAAGUGUUAAGAGACCGCGCACCCUAUCCUCCUGAUCAAGUUAUCAAAGAACUUGAAGGGAAAUUUGCUUUUAUUUUGUUUGAUUCAAAAGCUUCAGUCCUGCUCCUAGCCAGGGACCGUGAUGGUAGUGUGCAAUUCCACUGGGGAACUGCUGCAGAUGGGUCUUUAGUUUGCUCUGAUGAUCCCAACCUCAUCUCAGCUGCUUGUGGAAAAUGCUAUACGCCUUUCCCUCCAGGCUGUAUCUUUAUAAGUGGUACUGGCUUGAUUUGUUUUGAUCAUCCACUUCAUAAGGUAAGAGCAAUUGCACGAGAGGACGAUGAAGGAAAUAUUGGGGCUGUCAUUUUUCAAGUGGACCUGUUUACAAGACUUCCCAGCAUUCCCCGGACAGGUAGUGCAGCAAAUUGGGCAGGCGCCACUGCUGUGGAAGGAGAAUAA